CUCUGUUGCUGUUUCGCCGUUGAGCUCAUCGCAGCAGGAGCUUAACGUCCCAACAAGCUGCUGGUGGGCUUCAACAGACCGGUCGCCGAGGUGGGUGGCGGUUAAGACACCCCGGAACUGUGGAGCGGAGGGGCGCUAAAGUUGCUAACUUGCCGCGGGUGUCGGUGCUCGAGCUAGCGAUGUAACGGAGGCUAGCUGAUUAGGUGUAUUGGUCAGUUGAUCAAAGACGAGGACGGCGGUGCGAGGGCUCGUCGGGCUCGCUAACCGCAUGGAGACCGUGACUGACGGAGCAGUGUUGCGACAGUAGUCGCUCGUCGUCUACCUCCGGUCCUCAGUGCCUCGCUGCAUGACCUCAGACAGCAGAUAGACCCACCGAGGGGAAGCAGCCCCUUCCUCGCCCCGGACCUUUUUCCUCUCCAGGCCCGCCGGUGACACUCGGUCGCCACAGCCUUCUCGUCUCAGCUUUCAGUUCAUCUCCAGCAGAAGGAGCAGCGGAAAUUUUCCCCCUCGUAGGAGCUGAACACCUCCACUUGGGCCAGUGGAGGUGUUGAAGAGUUCUCACCCCUCCCUCCCCCCCAUUCAUCCUUUUGAAUCUUUGAGAAUAUAUAUUUUUUUUCUCCUGGUUGGCUUGAGUCCGGUUCUGCCGGCCGUGUGACUUUUCAAAACUGGGGCGCGAUUCAUGGGAUGCAACCAUGUCGGAUCUCAGUGAGCGCAGGCCGGUCAACACGGACUACGCUGUCUCCCUGCUGGAGCAGCUCAAGUUCUUUUACGAACAGAAAUUACUGACUGACGUUGUGCUGCUGGUGGAGGACACAGAGUUCCCAUGUCACAAGAUGGUCCUGGCCACGUGUAGCUCCUAUUUCAGGGCGAUGUUCAUGAGCGGCCUCAGCGAGAGCAAACAGACCCACGUCCACCUGAGGAACGUGGAUCCGGCCACGCUGCAGAUCAUCAUCACCUACGCCUACACGGGCAACCUGGCCAUCAGCGACAGCACGGUGGAGCCGCUCUACGAGACCGCCUGCUUCCUACAGGUGGAAGAUGUCUUGCUGCAGUGCAGAGACUAUCUGGUGAAGAAGAUAAACGCUGAGAACUGCGUCCGGAUGCUGAGCAUCGGCGACCUCUUCAGCUGCAGCGAGCUAAAGCAGAGCGCCAAGCGGAUGGUGGAGCACAAGUUCCCGAUGGUGUACCGACAGGAGGCCUUCCUGCAGCUCUCCCACGAGCUGCUCAUCGACGUCCUGAGCAGCGACAACCUCAACGUGGAAAAGGAGGAGACGGUGCGUGAGGCGGCCAUGCUGUGGUUGGAGUACAACAUGGAGGCGCGGUCGCAGCACCUGUCCUCGGUCCUCAGUCAGAUCCGCAUCGACGCGCUGUCGGAGGUGACGCAGCGAGCCUGGUUUCAGGGUCUGCCGCCCAACGACAAGUCCGUGGUGGUUCAGGGCCUCUACAAGUCGAUGCCGAAGUUCUUCAAGCCUCGGUUAGGCAUGACCAAGGAGGAGAUGCUCAUCUUCAUGGAGGCCAUGUCGGAAACGCAGGGCGAGGUGUACGUGUUGUCCACAUCGGUGCCUACUACGGUGGUGUGUUACAGCCCGCAGGCGGAGAAAGUCUACAAGCUCUGCAACCCCCCAGGAGACCUGCAGAAGGUGGGAACCCUCGUCACCCCAGACAAUGACGUGUUUAUCGCUGGCGGACAGAUUACCCUCAAAAACUCUAUCACCAACCACGGCAAGAGCGGCAAGUUCCAGGCCAUGUUCCGCUCGGUCGACAGCUUCUUCUGGUUUGACGCCCAGCAGAACUCCUGGGUGCCCAAAACCCCGAUGCUGUGUGCCCGAAUCAAGCCCUCGCUGGUCUGCUGCGAAGGCUACAUCUAUGCAAUCGGCGGCGAUAACGUUGGAGGGGAGCUGAACAAGCGGACGGUGGAGCGCUAUGACUGCGAGAAGGAUGAGUGGAGUAUGAUGAGCCCGCUGCCCUUCGCAUGGAACUGGAGCACCUCAGUGGUGGCGCACGACUGCAUCUACGUCAUGACCCACGACCUGAUGUACUGCUACUUCCCGCGAGCCGACACCUGGGUGGAGAUGGCCAUGCGCAAGACCAGCCGCUGCUUCGCGUCGGCUGCCGCCUUUGGUGACCUCAUCUUCUACAUCGGCGGCCUCCACGUGGUCAGCAACUCUGGCAUCCGGCUGCCGACCAGCACCAUCGACGGCUCCUCCGUCACCGUGGAGAUCUACGACGUCAACAAGAACGAGUGGCGCCUGGCCGCUAACAUCCCGGCCAAGCGCUACUCGGACCCGUGUGUCCGGGCCGUGGUGCUGCUCAACUCGCUCUGCAUUUUCAUGCGCGAGACCCACAUGAACGAGCGCGCCAAGUAUGCCAUCUACCAGUACGACGUGGAGCUGGACCGCUGGCACCUGCGGCAGCCGGUGUCCGAGCGCGUCCUCUGGGACCUGGGGAAGGACUUCCGGUGUGCGGUGGGGAAGCUGUACCCGUCCUGCCUGGAGGAAUCCCCCUGGAAACCCCCAACCUACCUCUUCUCCCCUGACGGAGCCGAGGAGUUCGAGGUGGACGGCGAGCUGGUGACCCUCCCUCACGUAUAGCUCUUAACCUCCCCUCCCCUGCCUCACCUCACCGACUGAACUGAUACUGAGGAACAAACACGAAGGGGGAGGGGACACGGGAUCUAUUAGAAAUGAAAGGUUUGACGUUAUCUGUGUCGUGGAGGGAUCUUUGGACUUUGGAGGCUGUUACCGACCGAACGGUGCGGUCGGAAAAACAAGCUCGGAGCAAAAAGAUGCCCCUCAAAAAUACUAGUAAUCUGAAAAUGUCUGUUUUUUUUCCUUCUUAUUUUGUCAAUUGUGACAUCUGUUAGGUAUUAUUACAUCUGUCAUACUGUUUCUACAAUGUGAUAAUCUAAACGUCAACUGAUUUUGUGAUGAUGAUGAGGAUGAUGAUGCACUUAACUGGUAAACCUUCUCGUUAAUGACAAUGGCAACUGUACCAAAAUCCACCAGCCCCCUUCUUUCAGAUUGUGGCUUCCUUCUCUUCCCCCUCUCCUCCUCUUACUUCUUCUCUUCUCUCAUUACUGGUAAAGGAACACUCUGUCGAAAAUCAAAGCUCAGCGCAUUAAUUGCUCACUUUAUGAAGGUUUUAGCUUGCAGAAAUUACACUUCCAUGUCCCAAACAUUCAUCAUUUUGCUGUUAAAUUAAGUUUAAGCUCAUAAUUUUGCGUCAAACUACGAACUCAAAGGUGAAUAAUCAACCUUAAAGUUCAAAUGUUAACGUCAUAUCAUCUAAUUUAUCCACAAAAUAGUCAAACCAGCUUCACUCUGACAAAUUUUCUGGUUAACAAACUAUUCUUACAGUCUCUGAGAAUAAAAACUGCAAAAAUAUUUAGUUUACAAUCAUAGAAAACUAGGAAAAGCUGCACAUUUUCACAGUUGAGAACCAGAACAUUCAUCAUGUUGCUGAUUAAUGGUUAAAUAUGCCACGACUAAAACAAGUUUGAGAAAAACAAACAAUGUAGGUAGACCUUAAGCGAAAGAUUUUGUGUCAAACUGCUAAUUUGUGGAUAAAUAAUCAACCUUUAAGUUCAGUUUUUAACUUGAUAUCAGUUUAAUUUAUCCACCGAAAACCACAAAAUGCAGUUAAGAAGUUGAAUCUUUGUCAAACUGGUUUCAGCGUAACAAAUUUUCUGGUCAGUUGAUUAUUUUUGUAGUCUUUGUAAAGGAAAAAAUGCAAAAUAUUCAGUUUACUAUGAUAUUAACUAAGCCAGAUGAUAAACUGUUAAAUAUGCUGGUUUUUGGCCUCAACUAAACCAAGUUUGAGAAAAUGUUUAUGCAGAUUUUGACAAUUUGCUCAAGCGAAAGAUUUUCUAUCUACAAAACUACCAAAAGCAGCAAAUUUUCACAAUUUUAAGGAUGACACUACAUGAUAAAUUGUUAAAUAUGCUGUUUGAGAAAAUGUUUUUGCAGAUUUUGACCUUAAGCGACUGAUUUUAUGUCAAACUGCUAAUUUGUGGAUCAAUAAUCAACCUUUUCGUUCCAUUUUUAAGAUAAUAUCGAUUAUUCUCACAGUAUCUGAAAAGAAAAACUGUCCAGAACUCCAAAAACAUUUUAUUUGCUUUGAUAUAAACCUGAGAAAAAGCAGCAAAUUGUCACAUUUGAGAAGCUGAAACCAGAGAACGUUUGACCUUUUUCAUUUCAGAAAUUAUAACCCUCAGUUAUUAAAAUCGUGUCACAUAAAAACGCUUCAAAUUCUCUGCUGUCAGCUCUUUAAAAUGUGACAGUUUGCUGCUUUUUUGUUGUGAUAAACUGCAUUUUUUAUCAACUGAAACAAGCAGUUUGACUGUCUCAGUUAGAGCUCUUGUGAUUGGAGUUUAAUUGAGCCAAUCAGGGUUGCCAGGGUGACGAAACCAGCACCAAACUCAGCAUUGAAAUAUCCAGCCAGCAACCAACCAGCAGACCAUUUUCCAACCAGUGACUCUUCUAAAGCAGCUCACUUCUGAUCUGGCAACCCUCAAACUAAUCACGUUCUAAAAAAAAAUGUUGUGUUUCGAAUAUGUGUUUUGGAAAUUUUCCGUUCGAAAACGUUUCCCAAGUUCACAAAUUAGUUUCUAUACUCAUUUGUGGUUUUUGACUUUCUCAAAAAAAGGAAUUAUGGUGCUUCAAGAGAGGCGGAAAAUCCUCUUCAGGUCGUUUUAUUUCCGAAAGAAAGAAAUUUGCUUGAGAUAAAUGUAGAAAUGUGCCUAGAAAUAACCAGAUACUGAAAAUAUUUAGACUUGUUUUGAUGCUGAUUUGUGGCCACAAACUCCCUAAAACGAGUUUUAGAAAAAGUUUUUGCCGAUUUUGACCUUGAACUAAGAGUUUUAGGUCAAAUAAUCAACCUUAAAGUUAAGUUGUUAAUGUGAUAUGAGUCGACAUAUUCAACCUUCAACCAAACAUUCAACCUUUAAAAUGAAUUUUAUUUUUAAAUGACUGCAGUGCAACAAGUAUUCUGGUUAUUGGAGUAUUCCUCUAGGCCCUGGGAAGAAAAAAAACUGUCUAAAGCUGCAAAAAUGGUCAGUUUACAGUGAUACAAAAUGGAGAAAUUUUCAUGUUUGAGAUGCAGAAACCGACUUUAUCAUCUGAAAUCCUGAAAAUCCGGUUGAAAUAUAUAAUGUUUUGUCAAACUGACUGCAGGGUAAUGAGUUUUCCAGUGAAAUUAUUAUUCAAACAUGGGGAAAAAAAUUGUCCAAAACUGCAAAAAUAAUCAAUUUGCAGUGAUAUAAAUGUUCACGUUUGAGAAGCUUGAAAGCAUUUUGAUCUAAAACCGAAAAAAACAUAAGUUUCCCUUGAGAAAAUUGGCAAAAAUACAGUUUUCACAAAGCAUUUUAAAUUUGCUCAACAUUUAUCUGGAAUCACAGCUAGAAAUAAUUGGAUAAGAAAAAUGUUUUCCAUAAAAGUCGACUUUAUCCACCUUAAAAAUGGACAAACUGUCCGAAACUGCAAAAAUAGUGAGUUUACAGUGAAGUAAAACUGAUGAAUUUUCAUGUUUCAGAAGCUGAAAGUGUCUUUAUCCACCGAAAUCCACAAAAUCCAGUAGAAAUAUAGGAUUAUUUUUGUCAAACUGGCUGCAGUGCAACACGUUUUCUGUAAAUUUAUUAUUCAAAACUGUCAAAAUAGUUCACGUUUAUUUCAAAAAUGUUUUCCAUAAAUGUUCAGUUUUUAACGCGGUAUCGGUCGACUUAAUCCACUUUAAAAAAGGAAAAAAUGUCCAAAACUGCAACAACAGUUAGUUUAAAGUGAUAUAGAACAGAGAAAUUUUCAUCUUUAUCUGCUGAAAUCCAUAAAAUGCGGUUUAAAGUUUGAAUAUUUCAGCUUUGCAGAGCUCAAAUGAUGUCUUUGUUUGUUUGUUUUUUUUGCUCAUCUGGAACCCAAAGAUAUCCGAGUCCUCCACUAACGAGCGUUGGAUUUCUAGCGGAGUGUUCCUUUAAAGCGGUUCUCUAAAGGCCCUGCAGAUGGGGGGAACGGGGGUUUUCUGGAGGGUCGACGGGUGGAAUCGGAGGCGGUUUUAAAACGAGGGCGACUGCAGGUCCAGCCGCCGCCGCUCUCCGUCCUCCGUCUUGCCGCCGCCUGUUUCCACGUCUGUUUGCACACAGGUCUUCCACACAGCCAGCAGGUCAACCUCACUCCAGACGCCACAUUUUUCUUUUCCACAAAGACGCAAAAACGCUCACGACGGCUCGCAGUACAAAUUUUCAGGCUCAUGCAUUUUUCUUUUUUUUUUUUUAUUUCCAAGCUGCUGAAAUAUAUAUAUAAUAAAAUAUAUAUUUUUCAUAUGUUUAAAAGUUCUAGUGGGGAAAAUAACCAGGUCUAUUUUGUAUUAGUGUCUUUUUUUAAUUUAAUAUCAGACAUUACUGUAGUGUGAUUGUGGGUAGAAGAUCCAUUUUUCCUAUCGGAUUUAAUUUUCUUUUUCUUCUGAGUGAAUAUUGAGGAAUCUUGCUGCUGAUUGGUUGUGAGAGGAGAGGGGGCGGGGCCAGGGCUGUUGAAAAUCGUCCCGGCAACCACUAGCAGUAGUGGAGGGAGGGCGGGAGGGGAGGGGCUUCCUCCUACCUUUAAAAACAUGAGCACAGGUGCUUCAUGACAAACCUUACUAGCAUGUUUGGCUGCAUCAUAUUCCUUUGGCACUGUAUUUUGAAUGAACGUUAAUUUAUUAAAAAACAUACCAAAAACGUUCCUGAAACCGACUCCAAGUUUGGUUUGUUGAGACUGAAAUGUGACAGACGGGUGUUUGAACAUUUACAUUUUCCUGAUAAAAGUUAGUUGAAAAUGUCAGAAAAAAGCCAAAAAUGUGACAUUUUGUUGCAGAAAUUAACUGUAUUAUUGAAUAUUGUAAUUAAAAUGUGUUAAUAUUGUUUUGAUGAAGCUUGGUUGAAACAGUCAAAAAACCUUUUUUUUUAUAAAAGAAAGUGUAUUUUUUUGCGGAAGUGACCACAUAUUUGGACAAAAAUUGGUUGAAAAUGUCAGAAAAAAAAGGCCAAAAAUGUGACAUUUUGUUGCAGAAAUUUACCAUAUUAUUGAAUAUUUUUACCAAGCACCGUAAAUGGAGAAGAAAAAUAGUUUUGUUUAAUUGAAAAGAAAAAGAAAUACCAUUUUGUUGCAGAAAUUGGCUUUUUUUUUUUAAAUGGAGAAAUAUAUACUCUGGUAGGUUUGCAGACUGGGAAAGAAAAAAACACUUUAAAAUUAGCCACAAAAUUACUCAAACUGACCUGCUGUUUGAUUUGUUGUAAUUAAAAUGUGUCUGUUAAUAUUAUUUUGAUGAAGCUCUGCAGAAAUUACCAUAAAUUUGGACAAAUGUUGGUUAAAACUGUCAGAAAAAAAGUGAGAAAUAUGACCUUUUUUUGCAGAAAUUAAACAUAUGAGUAUUUUUACCAAAAACCAUUGAUGGAGAAAAAACAGCAGAAGAAAAAUGAUUUUGUUUCAUUCAUUUAAAGUAAUUCUGUUGCAGAAAUUAGCCCUAUUAAAAGAAAAAUAUUUUUCCAAAAGACAUAAAUGGAGAAAUAAUCUGAGUUGUUUUGCACAUUGGAAAAAAACAAACUUUUCAACACUUAAAAAUUUGUCACAAAAUUCCUGAAACCGACUUACAUUUUAGUUUGUUGUAAUUAAAAUAUAUAUAUUUUUAAUUAGAAUCCGUUAAUAUUAUUUUGAUUGAGCUCGGUUGAAACGGUCUGGAAUAGCACAUUUUAAAAAAAAUAAUUUUAAAAAACUUUUUUUUGCUGAAAUGAUCAUAUGACAUAGUAUGAUAUUUUGACUAAGGUUGGUUGAAAACGUCAAAGAAAAAGCAAAAAUGUGUUUUUUGCAGCAAUUAGGAGUAUUAUAAAUAUUUUUACCAAAAGAGGAAAAAUGGUUUUGCUUAACAAAAAGUAAUUUUGUUGUAGAAAUUAGCUUCAAAAAAUAAUAGAAAACAACAAAAACUUCAAAAUGAGCCACAAAUUUGGUUUAUUGUUAUAAAAAUACAUCUGUUAUUAUUUUGAUGAAGCUUGAUUGAAACAGUCUAAAAAGCAGUUUUUUAAUAUGAAAAAAUGUAUUUUUUUUGCAGAAAUGACCAUAUAUUUGGACAAAUGUUGGGUGGCAGGAAAAAAGGAGAAAAAUGGUUUUCUUAAAAAAAAAAAAAAAAAAAAAACUCUUUAAAUGCUUAAUAAUUAACCACAAAAUUACUGAAACCAACUGACUGGUUUGUUGGAAUUAAAAUUCACCUGUUAAUAUUAUUAUGACUAAGCUUGGUUGAAACAGUCUGGAAAAGUGGGGUUUUGCUCCACUAGAGAAUUUAAAAAAAAAAAAAUUUUGCUGGAAAAAAUAAUAUCUAACACUAUAUGUAAAUGUGAAAUCACCAUCAAGUCACAAUCAGAUUAGAAAAAAAGAGUGAGAAAUUGACCCGGUUUUGAAGCUGAAAACUAGGGCUGUCAAAAUCAACAGGUUAACAUGAAUUAAUCCACCAUUAUGAUUAAUCUGAUUUAAAAUUUUAACCUAUCUGCAGCAGAAUGACUCAAAAUCCCAGAAACGUCUCUGGCAACCGUCGCGCAUGCGCAAAUAGGCAGUUGAUCCGGCAGAACGAAGCAUCUCGAAAUGGAAGAGGGUAAAUGGUAGGGUCUGACUACUUUAUGGGUUUAUUUAUAGCCCUUUUCAAAAUAACUGUCAUCCGCCGGAGUUUUGCCGAUUAAACGCUGAUAUAUUUAUAAUUUUUCAUAAAACAGUAAAUGCUGUUAAGUGUCGGAGUCGCGCAGAAUGAUGUCUUUCAGCUGUUGGUCCCAAACAUGGAGCUCUGACUCCAUUAAAUCCUCAGUAACGUCCAGGAAUAAACUACAGCCAGGCGACAUUACAGGAGUGGACUGAGCCGACAGAAUCUGUGCAUGUGUCCCGAUCGCUGGGUGUGAAUUUGGCUCGAGUUAAAGCCGCCUGCAAGGUCGUCGAGUUCCUGUGAUGCUGCUGAAUAGUUUUGGGACAACACAUGGUGAAGAUGGGGAGCGGCAGGCCAUACUGGUCCUCCUCCAGACCUGACACCAGCCCCUGGGUGACCCCUCCCUGGGUGACCGCCUGAGGCUGCACCGUGAUGGGCGUCCCCGGUUUGGAGUCGAAGGCGUCCUGGAGCUCUGUUUCGGCCGCCUCUUUGGGAGCAGCUUCUUCCAACACGCUGGGGUCCAGGGUCUCCCAGUCGCUCUCAGAGGACUCUGGAGAGGUUUGCGACAGAGGUUUGAGGAGGUGGUUGUCGCUCUCAGCGCUGUUCCCAGAGGAGAGAGACUCUGCGGCGGGUUGAGCUGCCUCCACCCCUUCCAGCUCCAUCGCGGUGUUGGCGAUAUCGGUGACGGACACGGAGACAAACUCUUCAGCUCCCGAGGCGCUUUCAACCAGACUCAGGUCCUCCGAUACGCUGCUUUUUGGUCUGUAGUGGGACGAGUCCACCAGGCCGUGCUCGAUCAUACCUGCACAAAGGUAAGCGUGGUCAUUUACACUGUCUAUGAAAAGCAUUCACCCCACCUUUACUGUUUUUCUGGGUUGAAUCAUGGUCAACAUAAUUUGACUUUUUAAACCAGAAUUUACAAAAAAAAAAAAAAGAUUCUUUCACAUCAAAGUGAGAUCAUCUGAGUGCAGUGAAUGUGUCCCAGUGAUUGUAAUAUAAAGACUCCUGUAUAUGGAAGGUCCAGUCACUGGUGACUCCUGGAUAUAACUACGCCAUGAAGACUCAAGAGCACUCCAAGAAACUCAAUGAAAAGGUUUUUAAAAAGCAUCAGUCAGGUGAUGGAUACAAGAAAAUUUCCAAGUCACUGAAUAUCUCUUGGAGUCCAGUUAAAUCCAUCAGUAGGAAACAAAGAAAUAUGGCAAAUAAAUCUGGCCACAGCAGGUUGUCCUCAAAAACUGAGGGUCCAAAGAAGAAAUAGAUCAGUGAGGGAGGUCACCAAGACAUCUAUGAUUCCCCUGAAGGAAUUACAAGAAAUAGAUCAGUGAGGGAGGUCACCAAGACACCUACGAAUGCUAUGAAGGAGUUACUAGAAAGAAACCAGUGAGGAAGACCACCAAGACACCUAUAACUCCUGUGAAAGUGUUACAAUCUUCAGCAGCUAAGAUGGAGAGACUGUUCAACUGUUGCCUGUUCUUCGCCAGUCUAAGCUUUGUGAAGACAAAGAGAAGACUAUGUGGAAAAAGCUCAAAUUAAAUCUGGACUAGAGUUCACCAAAAGACAUGAUGGAGACUCUGAAGUCAACUGGAAGAAGGUUCUUUGGCCUGGUGACACCAAAACUGAGCUUUUUUCGUCCAUCAGACAAUCUCGACUCUAUGUUUGGAGAACACCAAACACUGCAAAUUGUCACAAACACACCAUCGCCACUGUGAAGCAUGGUGGUGGCAGCAUUGUGAUGUAGGGAUGCUUCUUCUUCUAUAUUGACCACUACUCAAUGUUGAAAAGCAAUAAAAAGGGCAAACUUCCAAGUAGGAUGAAUACUUUUUAUAUUCACAAAAGGUUGCUUCAAAAACUCAGUAUGUAGCCACAUAAAGGCCUGAUGUAAGGGACAAUAUUAGGGCAAAGUGAUUUCCUUUUGGAGUUACUGACCUGGAAACAAUGAUAAGACUGUCAUCAGAGCUCCUACUAGUCUGUUGACAGGGGACACAUAGAACAGGACCUGCGAACAAAAGCCAGAAAGCAAAAGAUAUGUGGAAUCAUAUUUCCAGUGUAUCGAGCUACAACUACAAAGAUGUGUUUCAAGCUGGAAUCUCACCUUCUUCUCCAGCAGAAUCAGCUUGAAGAGGAUGAGAACCUGCAGAGAUAGAAAAAAACAACACAGAUUUAAGUUGUGCUUCAUCUUUUUGUGUUAAUCUUAUUGUUGCACUUUCAUGUAACGCGCCAAUGUUGUAAUUUAUUGCACAAAACUGUCUCCCACCUUGUGUCUGAAGUGCAGUAUUAGAUCCCUCGGUGACAACCCUGAAGAGAGAGAAUCAGACGGAAGUCAACAAAUGAGGAAUGUACCCUCAGAGAAAAAUGCAUUAGCAUUUUUGCGGCAUGAACAGCAACAUCACAUGGUCACAAGCACAAUAACAACAACUAUGGGCUGUUUGGGGAUUUUCUAUUUCUGUAAAACUACACAACAGAUGAAUGGUUGAGACGCUGGCAAAGAUGCAUUAAUGCUGAUUUAAAUGAAACUGUGGCGACUUUUUUGGAUUUACUGAGCAAAAUUCCCACAGAAACAACAAAGAAAAGUUAAAAAUGCACUCAAAUUUCACCAUAAUCAGAAGGUUGUAAGCAUCUGGCGUAUUAUAUCUACCUAGAUAAACCUGCGAUCCCUCCAGAGUUGAACCCCUCAGGGAGCCAUUCAUGUGGUCGAACAGUUCCUGCACAGGAAACAGGGAGGUAAAUUGAAUCGGUAACAGGUCGGCGAAACGCUGCCAGGCGGGUUUAGUCGGAGCAUUUUCUCACCUUCAGGAUGGAGAUCUGAGAGAAGUCCUUCUCCUCGAAGUAGGCGUGCGUGAUGAGCUGCAGUUUUGCUUGAAGCAGACCAUAGAGAGGCUGCAAAGAAACCAUGCGUGAGUCAUUUACAGUGUGACCCAUUAAAACCUUGUGGGCUCAUUUCGGCACAGUAGAACAAAACACUGUAAAUUAGCAAAAACAACACAAAAUAUUCGUUUAGCUCAUGAAAUUUGAUGAAUUCAAGGAAAAAAAGUUUUAGAUUGUCGAAAAAGCUAAAAAAGACAUCCCUUCCUUCAUGUUUUGCUCUUUUUCUCUCCACUCUGUCACGUAAGGUCACAGUAAUAUUUUACGACCCAGUGAUUUGACUCUUGAUUUAAUUCUGAGCCUGAAAUCAAGGCUUAUUCUAUUAUGUUUAAGGAUAAUCCUCCGACUGACUCACCACUCGACUGAGGACGCAGACGCUCUUCUGAACCGUCUCUCUGGUGACGUCGGCCUGCCGGACCUUUAGGGCCUGAAGAGGGGUUCAGAAAAUAAAUUUAAAAAUGAAGCGCUGAGAAAACUGUUACGGCAUUUUGGAUGUUUAGAUUCAUGCAGUACAAUCAGGGAAGACUCAGAAAUUCAUUCUGCAGCUUUAGGAACAAACACAAAUAAUACAAGACACCUAAAUGUUGCUCUCUUGUGUUUGGUGCUGAGUAUUAAUCUGCAGCUUUUGGUUUCAGGUUAUCCACGAACUUGUAAAACCCGCCUGCAGGGCUAGGUUGCUACAGAUGCAGUGCAAAAAAAUCUCAAAUACAGAGUCAAAAUACUGCUGGUCAUUAAAAUUAGGCUGUUUGCCCUCAUCAUAAACAAAAAAUAUAAUCUGAACUGACCUUUGCUUCUAUUUGGCGAUAACAGGACACUCCAUAGACGCACUUCAUGUCUCCACUGAGGGGCGGCAGGUGAAAAUACACAGUGUCUGCACAAAAUAAAAAACAUCAGUGAUAUUAAUUAAUGAAAAGCAUAGUACAUGUUUAAAAAUUGAAUAUCUACAGGGAUCUGCGGUCUUUAUAAUCAAGGCAGAGGUAAACAAAUGAGAAAUUAGCAGGAUGAGAAAAUAACAUCUGUUCAGUUAAUCAGGCGUUUAGAUUAGAUAGAGCUUCUCUGGGGUUUGCGCUGCUCUCACACUGUACAAAGAGCUGCAGCGCUUUGAUCAAUACACCUGACAGUAAGGCAUGAAAAGUUCAGAGAGAGGAGGCUUAUGUAAGACUGAAGGCACAACAGAGGGAGUUAACAUCAAAGACAGAGCAACUGAAGAGAGGCUUCUGAGUCAUCAAUAGCAGGGCGUCAAACCAGCAGCAUGUUAGCGUCAAACCAUCAGCAUGUUAGCUUCUAACCAGCAGCAUGUUAGCUUCUAACUAGCAGCUUGUUAGCUUCAAACCAGCAGCACGCUAGCUUCAAAUCAGCAGCAUGUGAGCUUCAGACCAGCAGCAUGUUAGCUUCUAACUAGCAGCUUGUUAGCUUCAAACCAGCAACAUGCUAGCUUCAAACCAGCAGCAUGUGAGCUUCAAACCAGCAGCAUGUUAGCUUCUAACCAGCAGCAUGUUAGUUUCUAACUAGCAGCUUGUUAGCUUCAAACCAGCAGCAUGUUAGAUUUAAAACAUCAACAUAGUAUCUUCAAACCAGCAGCAUGAUAGCUUCAAAUCUUAGCUUGCUUUGUUUUGCUAUGUUUGUUUGUUUUGUUGCGUCUUAUUUUGUUGUUGUUUGGAAUAUUUUGAUUGGUUUUUGUGUAUUUUUUUUUCACCUACCUAAAAUAAAAAAAAAUCAUUAAACCUGCAGCAUGUUAACUUCAAUUCAGUGGCAUGUUAGCUUAGCUUCAAAAUAGUAUAAUAUAAGCCUCAAACCAGUAGCAACCUAGCAUCAAACCAGUAACAUGUUUGCUUCGAACCAGCAUCAGUUUAGCUAAAAACCAGCAGCAUGUUAGCUUCAAAGCAGCAGAGUAUUAGUCAGUUGCAAAAAUUUGAAUACAGUAUUUUUUAAAUAUCCCAAAAAAAUAAUUGCAAGAACAAAUAAGGUUUAUUAACAGUGAAAAUAACUUUAAUUUUACUUGGGACUAUGUAAUGCUGUUUUGAGUAGAAUCUUUCCUCAAAACAGUUUCAUUUGGGUGCCUUCAAAGAUGCACGUAAAAUCUGAUUUGGAUGCAAUAAAUGCCCAAAUUCAGGUUGUCCUUUUAUCCACAUCCAAGUUUGUUUAUAGUUUGUCUCAGGGGUUUAUUUCCCAAAAAUGGAGCUUGUAAAAUAACAUGUUGACAUCGAAAAAGCACUAAAACAAAAAGUUACAUGCCACUGAAUGAAUGCACAGAACAAUAGAGAACUUAAAUCUGUUGUUGUUAAAUGAAGUUGUUGUAAGUUGUUGUAACAAUGACUAAACAAUUAUACAAUCCUGAGCUGAUCAUUGAUUCUAAUCUAAGUGGAUGUAAGGUCACCAGCUGCCUUGUUAAUUUAAUGAGAGAAAGAGCAAAAGAAACAAGCAAACACUGAAUCAAAUGGCACAACUAUCAACCUCCAUCCUGUCUGAGGAUGAUGGGGAGCUUUUUAUAACGAGGUUAAGAUUUCCUUGGGACGACAGAGAACCAAAGGUCAGACUUUGGAUGUCACAGAUGUUCAGAGAGGAGGCAGCGACUGAUUACCUGGUGUUAGUCCAAAUUUUAGAAUUUCUCUUACAUUUAUCUUACAAAAAACUCACAGUUGCAGGGUUGUAAAAAGGAAAAAAAGAGACUGUCAAGGAUACUAUGAAAACACUGCAGUUAUCAAUAAAACCAGCAGCAUGUUAGCCUCAAACCAGUAGCAACCUAGCAUCAAACCACUAACAUGCUUGCUUCGAAUCAGCAUCAGUUUAGCUAAAAACCAGCAGCAUGUUUGUGUCAAACUAGCAACUUGUUAGCUUCAGACCAAGAGCAUGUUAGAUUUAAACAAGCAUCAUGUUAGCUUAGCUUCAAACUAGUAGAAUAUAAGCCUCAAACCAGCAGCAACCUAGCAUCAGAUCAGUAACAGGUUUGCUUUGAACCAGCAGCAUGAUAGCUACCAACCAGUAGCCUGUUAGCUUCAAACCAGCAGCAUGAUAGCUACAAACCAGUAGCCUGUUAGCUUCAAACCAGCAGCAUGGUAGCUACAAACUCAUAGCCUGGUAGCUUCAAACCAACAGCCUGUUAGCUUAGCUUCAAACCAGUAUAAUAUAAGCCUCAAACCAGCAGCAACCUAACAUCAAACCAGUGACAUGUUUGCUUCAGUUAUCAAUAAAACCUUCUCGCUGUGAAUAAUUCUGUUAAUCUUUAACAGUGUUCCUUUUAGUGUUAACAGCAGAAUAAGCUUCUAUAAUAUUCCUCUGUAACCCCAAUGGCUUUGUGAAGUUAUCAAUUAUGAACAAUCUUCAAAAAAAACUCUGAACAUUCCUAUCCAUUAAUGAGGUUAAGAGUAUCAGGAAGAAUGCAGUGAAGGAGGAAUGUCUGUUUUUUCUAAAGAGGUUGGAGUCCUUGAAUAGCUGUCAGUCUGUUUUAUUGUUUAUUUGUGUUUCAUGUAUCUGUUGUAAAUAAAUUUUACAUUUUGUAAGGCUGCUACCUCGGCCAGGUCUCCCUUGUAAAACAGAUUUCUAAUCUCAAUGGGACUUCUUGGUUAAAUGAAAGUAAACAAAUGAGCUGCAGAGGCCAUAAGUCUCAUCACUGUUGUCUUUAUAUCAGCUGGCAAAGGACGCUCGAAAUAAACAGGACAAGUUGAAAAAUGGACUGACAAGAGGAGCUGGACUCAGACUGAUCGAUGCAUUUGUAUACUUACAACAUGAAAACCUGCCAUUUUCACUUCUGAAAACCAAACUGAGCGACAGAAGGCCACGGAAACAGAAAUUCUCCUGUCCUGCAGCUAGAUAGGAUUGAAGCUGAAAAUCUGGAUGUGAACUUUGGCUCAGUUCCUGCUGUUUGCCUUCGCAGAGCUGCAUGAACAGCAACGGUGAACCACAGGACCGUCACAUGACAGCAGCUACACACACCGGACAAGGAGGCGAACUCGGCUCACUACCAUUUAUAACCUGAAACAGUGGCUUCGUGUGCUAAGGAUACUUUACUACAAGAAUAGAAUCUAGAAUACAACAGAAAUACUUAGAAAUUCUGCAAGCAGAAAUAGUAAAGUGACUGCCGCCACAAUAGAAAAAUAAAAAAUACAAUAGAAAUGUCAUAGAAAAUUAUACAGAUACAAAAUGCACAAAAAAAACUGAAUAAGGAAAGUCCUGUAAACAGCAGUGCAACAUGUGCAAUACUACUACUUCUAGCUUUACUACUACUUGCUUUGUGCAAACACUGCCUGCAGUUCAGUUGAAAAAUCUGAAUUUUUAUCACACAACUGCUGGUCACAGUUGAGUCACUACUGACUUCACGGUUGCACGGAGAAGCGCAAAAUUUUUUAGUUUUUUACAGAAUGUGGUUACUGCAAACAGUUCAUUUUUGGUAAAUUUUUUUGAAUGAGACACGUAGAAUAAAGUGAUUUUGAUGAAAUAUUAGGAUUUCAAGCUCAGAUUUGGUUCCAUGAUGAGUAGUCAGAAAGCUGAAAAUCCAACAUUUUUUCUGUUUUCUGAGUUUCUGACUCCGAUAAAUGGUUUCAUUUUUGCAAUUUUUGAACAGAUAACCUUCCUUUUGAACCCAGCAGUGGAUUUUGGGGUCAGAGGGUUGAACUUCUUCCACAAAGCUUCAAAUCACUUCGACUCUCUGCUAACUGCCAGGUCUGAUGUCAGAAGUGACACCUGCCGUUGCAAAAUCGAUGAACAAAACUGAAUUUAUCAUGAGCUGCCAGCCAAGGACAGACGGAGCUCCUGCUUACAUCCUACAUAAAAGAAUCAAUACCUCCCAAGUGACUUCUUCUUGCAGCCAAACUCUUUUAUUACCACACUGAAUGCAAUUUAUUAUCCAUUUCACUGCCAUAGUGAACAAACUACGAAAGAUAUCAAAUCACAUAUAGACAAAAAUCUGCUUUAUUUUCCUACAUAUUAAAUUAAUGGAGCUGCCGACCUGCAAGUUGCUCUUUACGGAAGAAAACUGCCUACAGGAGAGUAAAGAAAUAUCUCAAAUAUCUGUGAAAAUGAAAAAUUUGUUGAGGGAGUAGCAUAUUGGCUUAGCUUCAAACCAGUAGCAUUUUAGCUUUAAACCAUCAUCAGUUUAACUAAAAAACCAGCAGCAUGUUAACUUCAGUUUAGUGGCAUGUCAGCCUCAACCCAGCAGUAUAUUAACUUCAAACAAGCACCAUGUUAGCUUAGUUUCAAACUAGUAGAAUACAAGCCUCAAACCAGCAGCAUCUUAGCUUCAAACCAGCAGCAUGUUAGCUUAGCUUCAAACUAGUAGAAUAUCAGCCUCAAACCUGCAGCAACCUAGCAUCAAACCAGUAACAUCUUUGCUUCGAAUCAGCAUCAGUUUAGCUAAAAACCAGCAGCAUGUUAGUAUGUAUGGAUUCAAAAAAUUUUGCAGCUGCACCUACCCUCCUGGUAGUUAUGAGCUCCGUCAGGAAGAGCCAGGAAAGGGAGGUACUUCCACUCUUCGGGCAGCAGGUUGCUGUCAUGACCCUCAUCUGGCAUCAGCGGCGGGUAGGAAAAUUCAACCUGAGGACAAAACACAGACAGAAUAACCAUUUAUUCCAACUACACAGAUGUCAUUUCAGACUAGUUUUGAACAAUUCUGAGAAUGGUGUAGUCAUUCAGGACACAACUUGACUUUAUUUUGGAUGCAUCUGAGCGGUUUUAGACUUUUUUUUGUCAUUUUAGAUCAAUUUUGGAAAAACUUAAGUCAUUCUGGACGGAUUUCACUUAAUUUCUGACACAAUUUAGACACAUUUUAGAAAAGUUCUAGUCAUUUUGGAGUAUUUUUGGGUAAUUGUUGACAAGAUUUAUGUCACUGUAGACACAUUCUGAGUCCAGUUUUGUGUAUUUACAGUGAUGUGUGCAGCUAGAAGCACAACAGUGCACACAAAGUUACGUUAUUUUUGCACCUUUAUUCUUCUAUUUGCACGUUUUGGACUAAUUUUGGGUCAACUUUGGACAACUUUUUAAGCAUUUUGGACACAUUUUACCUAAUUUUGGACACAUUUUAGAUAAGUUUUUAUCAUUUUGGAGUAGUUUUGGUUAUUUUUUGAUAAGACUAUGAUAAUUUUGGGCAUUUUUCAGUAGUUUUGUUUACUUGGGAGAAGAACAGUGUAAGAUUUAUGUGUUUAAUUUACUGCCAUUUUCCUCCUACAAGUUAGUCGUCAUCUGCCCAGAAGGCUGAAUAUAAAUCACUGUCAGUCUCAUGUCUCGUGUUUUUGCCUCGGCGUCGCUUCGCAUCAAACAUUACUGGAGUAAAACAAACUUUGACAGAGAAACUGAGACGACAGGAUGAAAAGAGGGAACCAGAAGCUACCGCGAGCAUCAUCACCAUCCUCAUGGAACUAACACUGCUGCAGGAGCAUCGCGUGGACGAAGCGCAUGACAGAGGACGAGGCCAAAUGUGGAGAUCUGCACGGCCAGAAGCAGCGCUGGAAGCAGAGCUGCAGCCCUGUCGAGGCUGGAUGCAGAGGAUUUAUGCCGCAGAGCCUCGAGCCAACUUGGCGUCGCAAAGAGCCACUAAGAACAUCAGCGAGGCAGCAGGAAGACCCUCGAGACGACUGCACAUAUUUUUUCCAUAUAUAUUUGUAUAUUUUAAUGUUAUUUUGCUAAAGUUUACCAUGUAUCAAUGAUAAUUUGAAACAAUUUUAAGAAAUUAGGAGCUGAAUGAUUUAUUAUACUUAUCAUAAAGAGGCUACAAAUAGCAAUAACUUAUCUAAUGAAUUAAUAUUUCCGCCCGUGGAAUGUUAGUAAGCACUUUGUUAUAGUCUGACCCCCAGAAAUUAAACUUUUUUUCACGCAAAUCAAAGCAUAAAUCAGCAAAUUCUCAAAUUUUAGAACUUAAAAAUGAACCAAAUGUGGAAUUUUUUUAUUUUUACAAAAUGACUACACUAAAAGCUGAUACAAAGCUCUGUACAAGUGUAAAUGGUGUGAAUAUAAUUUGGCAACAGCUGUUUCUGUUUGUGUUUCAGUGCACUUUUAAAUAUAAUACAGUCCAAUUUACCAAAUACUAUGAAUUCUGUAAUAAACAUAAAACCUAGAAGCUUUGAACAAGUAGAAUUUAUGGCAGAGUUAUUGGAAUAUGGAAUAUAUUUCACAGGUUCACCGACUAAUGUAGCUGAUUAUUAAUGGAUAAAUAAUGAGCAAACAGUAAAAAUUGUUGUACCUUGUGUAUUAUCUAUCUGAGAAGGGAUUUUAAAAACUGCUCAUAUAUACAAAUUAACUAUAUUUUUAAAUUAUAAACUGUAAAGAAUCAUUGUCAGUAAAAGUUUUUCUGCAUUUUUGUUUAGUCACAUUAAACCCACAGCCACAGGAGCUAAAUGCUAACAUCAUGAUGACAAUGCCAAAAUGCUGGGCCUGUUAGCUGCUAGUAGUUGCUAAUUAAUAAGGAGUUGGUAAUGAAAAAGUAUUCAGUCAGAAAUCAAAAACAAAUUAAGUACAGUUACCUUUAGAGCACAUUUAAGGCAACACACAUUGACAAAAGGUGCUUUCCAAUAGAUGUACGUAAGAAAUUUACUUGGAUAAUAUUAAUAAUUAAUUACAAUAAUAAUAGUAAAAAUUUGUAUUGGGCAUAUGAAAAUGUCAAUCUGUGCUACCUGUGGAGGAAGAAGAAAAUUAACCUUUAAUAGAAAGCUGUCCAGUAGGUGUUUUGAGUUAUUUCAUGCUGGAUCAAAUGAAGAACUUCCUCAAUCAAAAUGAAGAUAAGUUAAUGAGAAAAUAUCAACAAAGGGCAGUAACUUAUGAGUAAAUAGAGAACUAGAUUUAUUUUUUUUUGUCUCCCUCUGAGGGAACAUCAGCAUUUUUGGCCUCCAGACAUAUUUAAAGUUGACAAACCGGAGUGUUUUUAUCCUCCGCCUUCCAAACCUGCAACACUCCCGUCACAAACUAAACCAUUAUGCCUGAUUUCACAGCCCACGCAGCCCUUUCCCAUCUUCCCUCUGUUUGCACCGAGCUCAAGGAAAAGCUGCCUAGGAGGAAACAUUGACAUUGUAGUUCCGCCAUAAAGCCGAGCCUCCUGCCAGACAGCUAAGAGCCUCCGACGAGAUUAACCUGAAACCUGCUGGUCCUGAACGCCUCACACGCCCAGCCACGCUGAUUCACUCUUUGAGGAUGAACUCCUGCAGAGUGCACGCCCUCAGAAGGGAUGCUCUUUGCAAAAUUGCCUCCAUUAGUGGCUUUAAUUUUACUGGAAUUUUAAUGCAGAGAAAAUGGGCCGACAACAUUGUACCGAAGAGAUUAAUGGUCUCUCAAUUACACAUAAAUCUUAGUAGAGUUUGACAAGUUAAUUUUGAAGACAGCUGCAGUCCAGUCACUCUUUGUUGGAAGGUUUAUUCCUGCAAUUCUGCCUUCGAUUGCAGGAAAAUCAUCUACGACAGUGGUCUGCAAGCUUUUUUGCACCACGGACCGGAUUCAAGCAAGACAAUUUUCUACGGGCCGGUCAUCACGCACAUAACAAACAAGAAAAGCACUCAGAGCACACAGUACUCCGCCAAGGCUGCUCAGUCUUUGUAUAAUUUCCGAUGGAUGAAAUAUUUAGGGUUAGGGGUUAAUUAAAUGCUUAAUUAAAAAGUUAAACCUUGUAACGAAUUAUUGGAUGCAUAUUUAAUGACUUUAUUAUCUAAAUGUUACACAUGACGGUGAAAUAUUGCACAUUAAACUGAGUAACUGCACCUGAAAAAUGAAAUACUGCAACACUAUGUACAAAUAUAGGAAAGUUUCAGUCAAUUACAGAGUCAAGCAGAUUUAUUCUUAAAAAUAAGGUCAUUUGAGAUGGAAUGGCUCUACUGACAAAAAACAGAAAUAAAAGAAAAUAAAUUAUUGAAUAUUUUCUUUCAGUAAGCAAAACAUUUUGCCACAAAAAUCAAGAAAAAAGAUUUCAACUCUAGGUAAAUAAAGUGUUUAAUUAAA
This is a messenger RNA of Amphiprion ocellaris (clown anemonefish), 20424 nucleotides long. RefSeq names its product kelch repeat and BTB (POZ) domain containing 2 (gene kbtbd2). Gene Ontology annotation, molecular function: protein binding. Bases 693 to 2591 code for a protein of 632 amino acids. Lineage: Eukaryota; Metazoa; Chordata; Actinopteri; Pomacentridae. The record is from RefSeq and is a predicted model, not a curated record. The transcript has 6 exons.